Penicillium hordei is the source of this 683-nucleotide messenger RNA. RefSeq lists its product as uncharacterized. The record is from RefSeq and is a predicted model, not a curated record. The transcript has 2 exons. NCBI's taxonomy places the organism in Eukaryota, Fungi, Ascomycota, Eurotiomycetes, Eurotiales, Aspergillaceae. The coding region runs from base 6 to 683 and encodes 225 amino acids.
ACACCAUGGCCAAGGCUAGAGCACUGGGUGGUCCAUUGAACUUGGAAGCUAACCCUACCCCUACAAAUGACUAUAACGACGACCGGGGUACGAAAGCCAAUCCUAUCAAUAUAAAAGAUGAUAACGAGGUGGAGGGCUCUGAAACCAACCCUAUUGUUAUAAAUGACGAUGCCGACGCCUUAGGCAAGCAGGAAAUACCAGUGCAGAGAAGCUUUACCGGGGAUACGGAGCCUUUAGGUACGCCUGAAUUCUGGGCAAUGUUGGGCAAUUCGCGUGACCAGGGCUUUUACGUUCCAUCAUCUCAGUCGGUCUACAGUCAAAUUUCCGAUUGUACUUGUUCCCCUGAACCUGAAUCCAUUCCCAAGGACGAGCUGGAGGAAAAAGGAACCGAAGUCGCUAAGUCUGAUAAUGACAAAGAAAGUACGACUAUGGCCGCAGCCCCACCAAUCAAAUAUGAGAGCCGUUGUCGGGUAGCAGAAACCAGCACGAUAUCUUGUGAUCAACACAACUUUACGUGGUCUAGUCAAGGGGAUGAGUUGAAACUAUCUACUGAGGCUAGCCAAACCGAUAAUGGCCAUCCGUCCCAUUCACAGAGAUCCGGCAAACGCCAAAGAGCGCCCGAAGGAGCGAAACAUUCUUGGAACAGACGAUCAAAGCGCCUAGCGAACAAGGAGAGAAAAUGA